AUGACUUCUUUGCUAGGCGAUGGACCUUGUGACGAUGACGGCGCCGCAGCGCCCUUAGAUCCCUGGGCUGAUGCCGCCCGGGCCGCUCAUCCUCCCGGCGAAGUUGAUCCUCCCGAUGGACACGGUGAUGACGGCGGUGGUUCCCGCCGUGCUUGGCGAAAGGGGAAGCAUUCGGGCGAUGACGCCGAGAAUGCUAAGGGGGACCCUGCCGUUGACAGGGACAACGAUGAGCCUCAACCCUCUGGCAAGCAGCCCGAGGAGAGACACGACUGGAACGAGAACUCUCCUUGGCAGUCCUACGACCCUACGAAGCAUGUGUGGAAUGGCUCCUGGCCGGAGCAGUCAUCGUGGGCUUCUACGUGGUCUUCAGGCUGGAACUCGGGAUACAACCAGGGGCAUUCCUGGUCUGGGAAUCGCGGGCACUCGCCUGGUGACGGCGGCGCCUGGGAGGCCUCCUGGACUCGAUCUUCUUCGGCGACUACCUCACCCUGGGAAGCCGAGUGGUCCAAUUCUCACUCGGCGAACAAUUCGACUGGACCUUGGGAGACCGAGUGGACUCGAUCGACUUCGGCGAACACUUCGAAUAAUCCCUGGGAGACGGAGUGGCAUCGCAAUGCCAUUCCUGGAGGAGAGUGGCAGUCCCACCAGCAGUCCUUUGAUGGGAACCAGUCUCGUGCUCCUUCGUCGGAUGAUGGCGAGCGCCGAGGCACUUUCAGCGAGAGGAUGUCUGUGCCCACCUUCUCAGCAGAAAACAGUGGAGACGAGCUCGGACAAUCGGCACGCAGCUACAUCCGCCAGAUCGAGGCGUGGGUCCGGGUCACUCGGACUCCUUGCGCCCAACAGGCCCUCCUCCUGUACCAGAACCUCAAGGGGCGCGCGUGGAUUGAGGCUGAGGAGCUCGAGGUUGCCGAGCUUUGCGUUCCUGACGGUGUAGAACGUUUUAAGGCAUGGAUUGCUGAGCGCUACCAGGAGAUCGAAGUGGGAAAGAUAGCGGAGGCUCUCAAUGGUUUCUUCAGGAAGCUCCGGCGGGGCCCGACCCAAUCGGUGCGCGAGUUCAAUGCUACCUUCGAUCGUGCUUAUGCCAGGCUGGUUGAGAUCGAGUGCAAGCUUCCGGAGACCGCUCGCGCUUGGGCUUAUCUGAGCGCGCUGUCUUUGUCCCACUCCGAGGAAUUGGCCAUCCUUGGGAGCGUGAACAACGAGUUCGUGUGUACCAAGCUUCAGCGUGCUGCAGUUCUUCAUGAGAAGAGUCUUCGACGCCCCUGGGACAAGGACCACCCAAAGCCUUGGGAACGAGCUAAGAACAACCUGAAGGUGAACUCCGCCAACAACGCGGAGCCCAUCCCUGAGGAGGCCGACGAGGACCUCGACGCCGAGGACCCCCUCAACCCGGAGGAGGCCGAGCUCUACGAGGCGUUUAUGACUGCGAAGGCCCAGUACCGUGAUGCAGUAAAAGGGCGCAACUUGGAGCCAGAUGAAGUGAAGAAAGCCAUCGAGAACAAGAUCCUGAGCGCCAAACAGCGCUCCUUUUGCAGUGUCUGCAAACAGCGCGGCCACUGGUACAAAGAUCCUGAAUGCCCUGGACCUCCCAACGGUAAGCCCAAAGGAAGCCCUGAACCUAACAAGCCCCAGACCGCCAACAUCUCCAACGAGGUUUUCAUGACGAGUGGUCCUUUGAGCGAGAACCUCCUUGCGAUUACCGACAGUGCGUGUACCAAAUCGGUAGCAGGAACUUCGUGGCUGCAGCGCUAUGUGGAGGUCCUCAAGGCCUUCAACAUCGAGGUUCCUUUGCUGGGUGAGUCAGACAACUUCAGGUUCGGAGCUUCUAGGAUCUAUUCCUCGAACUAUGCCAUCGUGGUUUCUUUCAAGGUGGGUUCUUCGUGGGUGCUCGUGAAGGUGGCUAUCAUCCAUGGAGACUUACCACUACUACUGAGCCGCUCUGUUUUAGCCGAACUCGGAAUGGUCUAUAACCUGAAGGAGCACAAGGCGGACUUCGAAGCUGUGCGUGUCAGCGGCCAUCCUCUGCUUUCGACCCCCACCGGGCAUCCGGCAAUAAGCGUUCAUCCCGGAGGCCAGGGCAUCCCGCUGGAAGCACAGCCCAAGAUGUGGGACGCCAAUAAGUGCGUCCGCGGAGAGGUACAGAUCCUUCUCGACUCGGCAGCAUACAUGGCGGACUGCAGUGGGGGAACGGGACCUUACGAAGCCUUUGUAGCAGUUAACGCUCUCCCCGAAAGCCGACCACCUCAAGCACAGUUUCCUCAGAUAUUUUAUGCCAAGAAGAUCCCUCCCGAAGUGAAGAACAUCCUUAUCAGUGAGACCCUGUCUGUCGAGAACUUCGUGAAAUGGUGGAACGGGACCCGUAUUUCAUCAGACUUUUGGAUAGAGACACAAUAUUCUCUGAUACGCAUCCAUGUCACUCCUCGGAAAUCCCUGUUCAGUCCUGUGAAUUGGAAUACACAACAGUCAUUGCUACGAGACAAUCUCCUGAAGGUGCUCGGUAGCGUCAGGGAAACUUUCAGCAUCAGUUGUCGUUCUCAGCGCGGUCUUCCUCUUGCAGUUGACUUCUGGAAUGCGAUGCCUGCCGAUGCCACGAACUGCCACCAAUGCCUCUGGAUCGGCCGAACAGUGUUCAAUCGUAGACCGAUUGCCCCAAUUCGAACUCCUCCCGGCCUCUCUGGUAAUGUCGUCUCGCCCAACAUGGCAGAUGACCAAGAGCGAGAGCUGCGCAGCGCGAUCACCGAGUCCAAAGCGAUCGACAAGGAGGAGAAGGGUGUCCCGAAAGGGAUGUCGGGGAUGAAGCUCGCCGAUCUGAAGAUGGAGGCAGAUCGCAUCGGAGUGGCCUACGACUCCAAGGUGACGAGGGGAACGCUGAUGCGCCACAUCAGGGACUACCACGAGACGCCGGACAACACCAUCAUGACGAUCGGGCGCUACAAAGGAAGUGCUUACUUCCAGAUUCCUCGACAGUAUGCGGAGUGGGCCUCGCGCGAAGAACGGGAGAACGGGAUCAACAUGAGUCCGGACCUCAAGCGCUUUGUUCUGUGGUACCGCCGGACGUCGGAGGAGAAGGAAGUGAAGGCGGGACCGUCCCGCCGCGAGAUGAUGGAGGAGCCCGAGCGCUAUGCCAAGAUCCCCUAUCCAGGGUCCGCGUCGUCCCGGUCUUGGGAGGAGGUGUCAGCGAUGAGCCAGGCGGACAAGGACCAGAAGCCCCUGACUCCUUCGAGCUUCACGGCCCAGACCCCUCCGAAGGCGUCUCCUACGAAGCGCGGCGCGGAGAAGAACGCCACCAAGGAGCGGAUGCAUGUGGACCCGCCGGAGCAGGUCCUGGAAGAGAUCAGGGCAUUGGAACAACGCCUUGCGGUGCUGAAGGACCAGGACGCCGUGUUCUCCUACCACGAGGGCGACGAAGAUAACGAGGAGAUAUGGGAGGAACUCGUCGGCGAGGACCAGGACUCCUUUGUGUUGCUUUCUGAGAAUGUCGAGAACUUCCUCUCGGAGGCCAUCCUCAAGGAGGACUACUCUGCGGAGACCCUUGCUUCGGUCUUGGAGGCCACCUUCGGCAAGAACGGAGAAGACUUUCCCAAUCGAGGUGCUCGGGCUAGGAAAAAGGCUAUGGGGGAAGGUGACACCGGCUCCUGCAGGAUUUCCCUUGGCUACUACACCUACGGGAACAUGAGGGGGAUCUGUGCCAAUACCUCGAAGUACGCGUCCCUUUGCAUCUACCUCAAGAACUACAUCCUCGCAAAACAACCCGAUGCAAGGUGGUCAUCCCUCUCGAUUGCGUACAAUUGUUCUCCACGAGUUCACGCCGACUUCAACAACCUCAGAGGCACCUUGAACUACAUCACCUGCGCCGGCGACUUCACUGGUGGAGGAGGCUUGUGGCAGGAGAAUGGGCAUGCCAAGGGUGACGACAUCGUGUUGGACCCCAAGGGGCGCGAGAUCAAGGGGAAGGUGCAGCCUACUUCCGGGACCGUGGUGUCCUUUGUGCCGGAGCGCUUCCACUCGGCCCAACAAUGGACUGCCGGUGACAGGUGGUCCGUGACGGCUUUUUCCACCAGGGGAUUUGCCGGAAGUACACAAGGAGAACGCCGACAACUCCGUUUCUGGGGAUUCCCACUACAUGAUCUACGCCACCUCUCCCGUGACCGCAAACAGAUCGUCAAUCACCUCCCUUCACAGAGGGCGACGCCGCCUCCAGGAGGCGAAGGCACCGACACCACUACUUUCCCUUCUACCUCAACAACGACUUCGAGGCCCAAGAAGAGCAUGAGGAAAAGUUUGUGGAGGAAUGCUUCCAGAGCCAGUGCUUUCCUCACCUGGUCUUUGUCUUCGUUAUCUCUUGCUUUGGCCUCUCCGACCCAGGAACCUCUUCCUGCUCCGGCGGUGGCCCUGCUUGAGAUUGGUGGGAUCGAGCAGACCCUGCAGGCGACGAAUGAUUUCGGAUGCUACGUCGCGGAACCGGUCCCUUGGAACGACGUCCCGCAGGUUGAUUCCGGGAACUACUUGAUCACUAUGCUCGACCAGUCCAGGCCUUCUAUGUUGUGGAUCAAUCCAGCCCCUCCGAACAGGGCGUUUGAUGAGGCGAAGUUCUUCGAAGUUGUGGAUGUAUGUGGACGAUGGCAGGUACAGCGCUACGGCUCAGUUGUGAUCCCCACCGAUCCUCUACCAGAGCAGUCCCAACAGAGAGUGCUUCGCCAACUCGCCACUUUUGGGUCAGUCAGCACAGUCUUCCUCGACAACAAGCAAUGUUUCAGGGCUACAGCUAUAGAGACCGUCUCCAACCACAUGGCAGAAGGAGAUGCUCGAGAUGAUCAGGACGAGCGCCCUCUCCGCGAAGGUGCUGCUGGAAUUACGUUCGACAAAAAGGUUCCCAAGGACACUGCAGCCGCUCUCCGUCGUCUACACCAGAACCUCGGACAUCCUGCCCGUGAGGACCUGGUCCGCCAUCUGCACCUUGCCGGGGCCGACAAGGACGUGAUCAAAGCAGCAAAGAGCCUUUCGUGUUCUACCUGUGCGAGGACUAAAGGUCCAAAGAGCGCCCGCCCUGCAGCAGAACCGAAGCUGUUGGAAUUUGGAGACGUGGUUGGCGUCGACAUGAUGUAUGACUACGACAUCGACGGCAAGAAGAUCAAGCUGUUUUCCAUCGUGGACCAUGCCUCUUCCUACCAAGUGGUGGUACAAGUGCCCCAACAAACCGGGACGGUGCUCGAGAAAGCCUUCGUGAAGCACUGGAUCCAGGUGUUUGGGGCCCCAAAGGUGAUCACGCUCGACUUGGAGAGAGGAAUCCAGGAUGCUUUCGGCCGCCUUGCUGAUUGGUUUCACAUCGACCUUCGUACCAGCGCGGGGCAGGCUCAUUGGCAGUCCGGGUUCACAGAAAGGCACGGCAAGUGGUGGAAAGAGAUCUUUGCGAGGGUCGUGCAGGACCAGACGGUGCGUGGCGACGAAGUCGAGGAAGCCAUCGCGGCGACGUCCACCGCAAAAAAUGAACUACGGCGCCGUUGUGGGUGGGCCCCAUGCCAGAUCGUCUUUGGAAAGAACCCCCGCGGUGACGAUGAUCUACGUUUUGAAGUAGAAGAAGGCGGAGGAGAACUGCUCAGGACCCCAGACUCCGCACAGCAACGCCGUGAGAUGAUCCGGAACGCCGCCAAGCUCUCCUUCUUCAGAUCCCGCACCGAAGACAAGAUUCGGCGGGGAAUGUCCCAGAGGGCCCGGGUGAAGCCUAGAGACCUCGACAAUGGUGCCAUGGUCCUUUUCUGGAGAAAGCCCGCGAACAAGAAGACCGGUCUGUGGAAGGGGCCUGGCACCAUCAUCGGACGCCAGGACAAUAACUACUGGGUAUCACACAGUGGACGGUGCUACCUUUGCGCCCCAGAGCACCUGCGCAAGGCUCUUCCCGAGGAGCUGGGCGGAAUGUUUGCGCUCCGUGCUACAAAGGACGAUCUACUUCGCUUGGUCGAGAGGAACUACGACGACUCUGCGGUCUUCCCGGGUGAGGACGAUGCCGAGAUCGGGGACAAGGACCUCUUCGAUGCGAUCAUGGAUCUCUCCGAACCCGAAGGCGAAGAAGGCGAGAACGAGACAGGAGACAUGGAACUUGAUAACGGCGACCUACCCGAUGAAAGGCCACCUGGACCUCCUCGCGAAGAUCUCCCCCGCGCCGUCCGCAAGAGAUUCUCCACGAAGAGACCAGAGCCCUACGAGAACCCGAAGGAGAAGGAGAACGUCAACGAGGCCCAUAUGCUGAAGAGAGCGACUACCAAACGGGGCAGGGACAAACAGCUUGAGAAGGAGAUCCCUUGGAAUAUGAUUCCAGAAGAGAAAAGGCAGCUGUUCAUCGAUGCGGAACACAAGCAAUGGGAAGAACAUCUCCGCUUGGGGGCUCUCCGCCCACUGGAUGUGACCGAGAGCGCAGAAAAGAUGAAGUCAGGACGGGUGCUCUCCUCGCGGUUUGCGUACCGCGACAAGAACUUGGCCCGAAGACGGACCGAUCCCUCGGUCGAAUGGAAGGCCAAGUCAAGGCUGGUGGUGUCCGGACACACCGACCCGGACAUCAUCUCCGGUGCCCUUCGGACCGACUCGCCAACAGUGUCUCGCACUGCCGUCAUGACGCUCCUCCAGUUGGCCGCCUCCCAGCUGGAUUCCAAUUGGGGCAUCGCCGCAGGCGACGUGACCGCAGCGUUUCUCAACGGCGAGAAGCUGGAUCGUGAACUUUAUCUACGACAACCCAAACAUGGACUUCCGGGCCUUCACCCAGACCAACUUAUUAAGAUCGAGAAGGGGGUGUUCGGAUUGAUUGACAGUCCCCGGAAGUGGUGGAAAAAGUUCAAGAAGGAUAUCCAGAACUUGACCAUCGACCUUCCCGACAACAAGAAGGGCAAGUUCUUCGCUUCCCCGUUGGACCCAUGCGUGUUCCAACUGGUUGAGCUUGAUGCCGAGGGCAAGCGUGGCACAGGACCGCCCCUUUGCUACGCAGCGGUUCAUGUUGAUGAUAUCCUUCUGGUUGGACCUCGAGCCCUACGUGCAUCUGUUCAGGAACAACUUUCCAAAUGUUUUCCGGUUGACGAAUGGGAAGAGGACGUGUUCGAUUUCAUCGGUUCCCACAUCGAGACCCGACAUGAUGGCAUCUUCGUCUCUCAGUCCUCCUAUGCCACCAACCGACUCUUCGAGAUCUACGUGGACCCCAAGGCACCCGCCGAUGCACUCGCUGACCCUGAACAAGUUGCGGACAACCGUUCCUUGGUUGGUGCCCUAUCAUGGUUGGCAUCGCAGUCAAGGCCAGAUUUGGCCUGUGGAGUAUCGAUGUGCCAACAAUUACAGGCCCGACCAACGAUCGAGGACAUCCGUUUUACCAACACCAUGGCGAAGCGGGCACUACUGCACAAGGACGAGGGCAUCCUCCUGGCGAAGGUUCCCCUCGACGAGAUGGUGGUGACUGUGUUUCAUGAUGCAGGGUGGAGCAACGCGCCGGACUCCAACGCGGACCCCGUCUACUUUCUCUACGAGGAGGAUGAGCGCAACGGCAGGAUCACCGAAGGACCGUGGGUGAACAAGGCCCGCAAGACGAAGAAAAGGAACUCGAGUGUGGCAUCACAACUCGGAACUUUGGUGAUGGUUUGCGGCAAAGACGGAGUCACUUCCGCGGGCUCACCGGCCAGCAUUCUGGAAUGGCGAUCCCAUGCUUGCGACAGGGUGUGUAGAUCUACGUUUGGUGCGGAAACCAUGGGGUGCAUUGAGGGUUUCGAGCUCGGGCAGUACGUGAGGGCCAUGAUCGACUCCUUCCUCUCCGGCAAGAUCACCAGGGAUUCAGGAAAAGGGAUUCCAAUCCUGGGAGUCACCGAUUGCCGUUCCCUUUAUGAUCACAUGCACCGUGAUGGACUCCCAAGAACUCCCUCCGACCGUCGCCUCGCGAUAGAUAUUGCUUGCCUACGACAGACGCUGACGGAGGAGACCGCCGACCACGAUGAUGCCCGGGCACCUUUGGUUUGGGUACCGACUCAUCUUCAACGAGCCGACAUACUGACGAAGCCCAAACUGGCUAGUGACUGGUGGCCUCUUUCAGGGCGACUGAGUCUCCCUUUGAAGGAGGGAAACGUUGUUUUGAAGCAGUGUAAAUCUGAAGAUCGCUGCUAG
This is a messenger RNA of Symbiodinium sp. CCMP2592, 8130 nucleotides long. The record is from the annotation of a GenBank genome assembly. Lineage: Eukaryota; Dinophyceae; Suessiales; Symbiodiniaceae.